AUGCCGAAGAAGACUAAAAAAGAAAUUAAAGACGAACGAUUAAAAUCAGCACUUGCUGAUGAAGAUUCUGAUUCCUACGAUGAACAAAGUGAUGUUUCUACAUCAACCAUGGCUCGUCAUGCCACAAUGGAACAACUUGCAACAGAAUUAUCGGAAGGAAUUGAAAACCUCACAGAAAAGGCUGCUGCUAAACGUUUGGAAGGCUUGACUACUAUUUGCAAAAUUAUGAAAUUACGUUAUAUUAUUGAAAUUCUAGGUGGACAAUUAGAAUCUUUAAUUAAUGGUGCUAUUCAAUGUUGUGCUAAAUCUACAUCAGCAGAAGAAACAAUUUUAGCUUUUAAUUUAUUUACUCUUAUUUCUACAACUAUUGGAGGAUGUUCAUCUGCCAAUGACCAAAGAAACUUGUUUGGUUCCAAGUCUUUGAAUACUAGUAAAUCAGCCAGUGUAAUCCUCACUGAAGAUAAUAGCUUGAGAAUGAAGGAAGUAUUAACAAGACAUGCUGAUGCUGCUACAAAGAAAAAGUCCGAAGUUAGAUGUGAAGCAUUAUUCUCCUUGUCAGUAUUGGAAUUUAUGGAUUGUUCUCCAGAAGAUUUGAUUUUGGAAAAGGAAAAUAACAAGUUGGAUGUUUUUAAACAAUAUUGGAAUGACCAAGAUGAACAAGUUGCUUCAACAGCUAUUGAAGGAUGGUCUUUGCUUGCUACAAUGAUUCCGAAUAAGUAUAAGGUUUCAAUUCUUGUUCCAUCAUCAUUGAAACUUUUAUCUAGUAUUAUUGCUUCUGAAACUAAAAGUUCUAGUGAAAAGAUUGCUGCAGGUCAAGCUGUUGCUCUCUUAUUUGAUGCUAUUAAUAAUAUGGAAGAUAGUUCAAUUGCUCAAGUAGAAUAUGAUAAUUUGGUGACAGCCAUGAAUAAGGUUGCUUCCAUCUCUACUAAAUCUGUCUCAAAGAAGGAAAGAGCAACACAAAGAAUGAAUUUCCGUAACUUUGUUAAUACUGUUGAAGAUGGUGAUUGUCCAGUUGAAGAAAUGAACGUUUCUGGUAAUGUUCUCUUGUUUGAAAAUUGGGAUCGUUUGGUUCAACUUGUCAAUUUUAAGAGAGUAUUGGAAGGAGGAAUUUUGGAACAUUUCAAAUUUAAUUCAAAUCUACAACUUGCAUUUGGAGUUGAUGGCAUGGAUCUCAGUGUUGAAAAACAAGCUUCCAAGCUCGAUUCCAUGCAAAAGAAAUUCUAUCUUUCAAAGAAUUCUGACUUUAACAAGAAUGAUACCCUUGAAAAGAAUAAGCUCACUAGGCAAUUUUCAAAUUAUGUACAAACUGAAGAAGAUUAA
This is a messenger RNA of Naegleria gruberi, 1320 nucleotides long. RefSeq lists its product as uncharacterized. The record is from RefSeq and is a predicted model, not a curated record. NCBI's taxonomy places the organism in Eukaryota, Heterolobosea, Eutetramitea, Acrasida, Naegleriidae. The transcript has a single exon. The coding region runs from base 1 to 1320 and encodes 439 amino acids.